CCGGGGAACACCACGAUGGUUCCGAGAGGCAUGCCUCUGCAACUUCGCGGUCCUGGCCGGGUUGCCUCAUCCAUUCUGCGAUCAGGGUUCGCGAUGAUAGCAAGCUCAAAGCCGAACCGUUCAAGCUCGGGAUCCACGCCGAUGAAACUCAAUCGCAACCUUGUUCAUGGCCAUCGCCAUUUUUUGACCCAUGAUCAUGGCCUGAUACCGUUCACCCUCGUCGACUUUCACUCGGUAAAGAAGAGACAACAUUCCGCAACUCAACCGGAAAAUAUCUUUGUCGCUGACGACACAUAAGGUUCACGAAUGUGCACUGCGCGUAUCCAUACAUCGACGGGCGUCGAAGCCGAAAGCGCUAAGCAUGCUCCACCCAACCUCCGUGAACUGAUGACACUCGAUAGGCCGGGAACCUAUUACAAGUGCGACCUUGUCUAUUCUUCUCAAGACAUAUGCAGAAGACAUAGAUUCUGGCCUGAUUU
Heterobasidion irregulare TC 32-1 is the source of this 479-nucleotide messenger RNA. RefSeq lists its product as uncharacterized. The record is from RefSeq and is a predicted model, not a curated record. The coding region runs from base 16 to 297 and encodes 93 amino acids. The transcript has 3 exons. Lineage: Eukaryota; Fungi; Basidiomycota; Agaricomycetes; Russulales; Bondarzewiaceae.